Messenger RNA from Eleginops maclovinus (Patagonian blennie), 1503 nucleotides. Its product is annotated as phytanoyl-CoA hydroxylase-interacting protein-like. The transcript has 6 exons. The coding region runs from base 136 to 1203 and encodes 355 amino acids. Lineage: Eukaryota; Metazoa; Chordata; Actinopteri; Perciformes; Eleginopidae. Gene Ontology annotation, molecular function: protein binding. The record is from RefSeq and is a predicted model, not a curated record. Gene Ontology annotation, cellular component: cytoplasm.
CUCGAUGUGAUCCUGACGCAGCGUCACGGAGGACAGCUCAAACUGAAGAUUCUGUUUUCACUUCUCUCUGAUCCGACUUCUCUUAUUCAGGAUUUUAGAUUCAAUCCUCUUUCUUUUCCUCUGGAUGUGAAGACGAUGGAGCAGAGCGGCACGAAGAGUCUGCAGCUGAGUGACAGCGAAGACGGUGGGCGGGGCCCCGAGGAUCUUCCGGUUCCCCAGCGGCCCGUCAUCAGCAACAUCACCUGCGACUCCUUCAACAUCAGCUGGGAGAUGGAGGGGGGGGGGAACAUCACUCACUACUUCAUCGACCUAAACAAGAAGGAGGAACCCAAGGAGAACCACUUCAAACACAAGGACGUCCCGACGAAGCUGGUGGCCCGGGCGGUCUCUCUGCCCAUGACGGUCCGGGGUCACUGGUUCCUGAGCCCCCGGACCGAGUACAGUGUGUCGGUUCAGACCGCCGCCAAGCAGCCGGACGGGGAGUACCAGGUCUCCAGCUGGAGCGAGAGCAGCCACUUCUGCACCGCAGACUACUCGGCAGUGCAUCUGAACCAGCUGCUGAAGAAAGCCGAGGCCAUCGCCGGCCGAAUGCUGCCCUUCAGCCUGUUCUACCGGAACCAGCAGAAGGAGUACUUCCAGCAGGACAGCCCCUCGUACCGCUCCAGAGACGCUCAGUGCUGCCGCAUGUUGCCGUCCGUCAAAGACCACAGCGGCAGCCACGGCUCCCCCAUCAGCGGCAAACUGGAGGGGGUCUUCUUCAGCUGCAACACUGAGUUCAACACCGGGAAGCCCCCCCAGGACUCCCCGUAUGGACCGUACCGCUUCCAGAUCCCGGCAGAAAGCCUCUUCAACCAGAACACCAUCGUGUACUUCGGGGAUUUUUACUGCAUGUACACAUCCUACCACUACGUCAUCCUGGUGCUGGCCCCCCGAGGGUCCUCUGGGGACGCCUUCUGCAGGGGGCGGCUGCCGGAGCUGGACCCCACCAACAACGGCUUCCUGCGCUGCGGCGCGGCGGCCGACGGCUCGCCGACCUUCCUCCACGCGCAGGACGUCAUCCUGGAGGUGAUCUACACCGAGCCUGUGGAUCUGUCUUUGGGGACGGUCUCUCAGAUCGCCGGGCAGCAGCUCCUAGGUCAGUCCACCCUCAACGCCAAAAAGGACCCCAGCUGCAAGGUCUGCAACAUCAGCGUGGGCCGCUAGCACGAUGGGGACGAGAUGCUAGCUAACGAACAUAUCAUCGCUAACUGUCUGGGGAACGACUGGAGAGCUAAAUGCUAUAACCGAGUAUAUUAUAUGACAGUAUUAUCAUCAGAGUCAUACUAACAUCUUUACAUACACAGCUGCACGAUCUGCAAUCAGCGUGGGACGUUAGCACGAUGCUAACAGAGACUAUCUUAGUGCUAACAUUGAAGAGCAGCCUGUCACAUUCUAUUAAAACUGAACUUCCUUUCUAAUGGUUUCUCUUCCUUUGUAAUAAUGCUCGGUGUGAGAGGAGCUUAA